This is a messenger RNA of Myxocyprinus asiaticus (Chinese sucker), 3206 nucleotides long. RefSeq names its product ras-related protein Rab-19-like. The transcript is spliced from 4 exons. The record is from RefSeq and is a predicted model, not a curated record. Gene Ontology annotation, molecular function: GTPase activity; GTP binding. Gene Ontology annotation, cellular component: trans-Golgi network. The coding region runs from base 227 to 928 and encodes 233 amino acids. Lineage: Eukaryota; Metazoa; Chordata; Actinopteri; Cypriniformes; Catostomidae.
CUGACCAAAGGUCACCUUUCAAGACAGCAGCGUUGCUUUGCAUUGGAUUUGUAGUCAAACGAUUUCAAAGGCACAACACAAAUGUGCUUAAUUUGGCUCUUUGUACUGUAAAAUCAGGUUAAACUCUUCAAAAGACAAAAAAUUAGGAUUCAUCAGUGCUAGAAGUUUGCAACAUGUUCUCUCCCCACAGAUCGCAAUAUUUGCAAACUAACUGCAGUUCCCAGAGAUGCGGUGGUGCAGGUGGGCAGGCAACUGGACGUCGCAGCUUCAGACGCAGUCCACAGGGGAAGAGGAAGAUGAUUGCUGUGACUUUCUGUUUAAAAUCAUCCUGAUUGGUGACAGCAAUGUAGGAAAGACCUGCGUGAUUCACAGUUUUAAGUCUGGAGUCUUUAGUGACAACCAGCAGAACACCAUCGGUGUGGACUUCACCGUUCGCACCAUGGACAUUGAUGGCAAGAAAGUAAAGAUGCAGGUGUGGGACACCGCGGGACAGGAGCGUUUCCGCACCAUCACACAGAGUUAUUACCGAAGUGCCCACGGUGCCAUGAUCGCGUACGACCUCACCCGACUACCCACAUUUCACUCUCUGCCGCAUUGGAUACAGGGAGUGGAGCAGUACGGAGCCGCCAAUGUCGUCUUCGUUCUGAUAGGAAAUAAAUGUGACCUGGAGACCCAGCGGCAGGUGCUGUUUGAAGAUGCGUGCACGCUCGCGGAGAAGAAAGGAGCUCUGGCAGCGCUGGAGACCUCCGCCAAACAACAUCACAACAUCGAGGAGGCCUUUGAACUGAUGGCACGAGAACUCGUAGUGCGACACGGAGGCUUAGUCACUCAGGACAACCAAUCAGAAUCACCCAGUAUUAUUCUGCACUCGGAUUCUCAUCCAGUAGAAGAAGGGGAACAUCUGGAGAAGAAGUCAUGUGACUGCUGAUUGACAGGUGUUGACCGAUAUUGAACUGAUAUUUCUGUCAGGCCUGGUUCAAGAUCAGUGGCGUUUGGUUCAGAUGUCCAGGCAUUGGUGGAAAACAGGAAAAACCAGUUUGUACUACCACAGUUGGGUCGAAAGAGAAGCACGUUGCUUCUAAAUAUAGGAUUGUAACAUAACAUUUACCCUGUUUACACCUUGUAUUAAAGGAAUAUUCCGGGUUCAACACAGGUUAAGCUCAAUCAACAGCAUAAUAUUGAUUACAGUUAAAAAUUUAUUUAAAAGUCCCUCCCUUUUUUUUUUUUUUAAAUGUCGAGGUUACAGUGAGGCACUUAUAAUGGAAGUCAAUGGGGGCAAGUCUGUAAACGUUUAAAUACUCACUGUUUCAGACGUAUAGCCACAAGAUGUAAACAAUAUGUGUGUUAGCAUGAUUUUAGUGUGAUCAAAUCACUUACUAACCUUUUCUGUGUAAACUAUAGCUAAUAUUACAACUUUGUUGCCAUGGCGAUGUCAACAAACCCUAAAACGACUGUAAAAACGAUGAUUUAAACGACUUUACAGCUCAAAUAAUACACGUUUUAACAGAAGAAUUAAUGUAAGUGCUUUUAUAAAAUUAUAAGCUUCACAUUUUUGUGUUUAAACCCUCCAAACAUUGGCCUGUAAAGUUGUUAAAAUCAUAAUUUUUACAGUCGUUUAAGCAUUUACUGUUAUGUCAUUACACAGAAAAGGUUAUUAAGUGAUUUUAUCACAUUAAAAUCAUAUUAACACACAGAUUGUUUGUCUUGCGGCUGUACGUCGGAAACAGUUAAUGUUUAUGGAUUGGCCCCAUUGACUUCCUUUGUAAGUGUCUCACUGGAACACAGAUUUUUCCUUUUUUUUUAUGAAAAUAAAUUUGUAAUAAAGUCAAUUUUUGUGGUAAUCAACCACAAUUAUGCUACAAGUGCUGUCGAUUAAGCUUAACUUGCAUUGAACCCGGAAUAUUCCUUUUAGUGAGUUCUCAAAAUGUCAUGUUUGUGCAAACAUUGAAAUUGUAGUAUAUUUGGGAGAAACUGCAUUUAUUUAUUUUUUAUUUUAUUUUUUGCACUUUAUCGAUAAUAAGUAACAGUGACAAAGUAAGUUAUCACAGAAUCAGGAGAUCCUUGAAAUCCAGUUAAGUGGUCACAAGAGACAUAUGUUACUAUAAAGUGUAAAGAGGCCCAAUCAGAAUCAGCUUUAUAGCCAAGUAUGCUUAUACAUACAAGGAAUUUGUCUUGAUGACAGAAACUUCCAGUGCACAAACAAUACAAGACAGAGAUAAUAAUAAAAAAAAUAGAAUAAAAAUAAGUGUAUAGAAUAUUAAGUUUAUAUAAAAAUAUGCAGUAAGACAAAAAUAUACGUACAUACAAAUACAAAUCUGUUACAUACAGUGCAAGGGAAUAUAAUGUGCAGAAGAGGUAGGAUGUGUUGGAUAAUAUAAAUAGACUAAACUGUGUAUUGCACCUUAAUUAUUGCUCAAUGGGGCAAUUUUAACUGUUAAUGAGAUGGAUAGCCUGGGGGAAAAAACUGUUCCUGUGCCUGAUGGUUCUGGUGCUCAGAGCUCUGAAGUGUCGGCCAGAAGGCAACAGUUCAAAAAGGUAGUGGGCUGGGUGAGUGGGGUCCAGAGUGAUUUUUCCAGCAUUUUUCCUCACUCUGGAAGUGUAUAGUUCUUGAAGGGGGGGCAGGGGGCAACCAAUAAUCCUCUCAGCAGUCCAAACUGUCCUUUGUAGUCUUCUGAUGUCUGAUUUUGUAGCUGAACCAAACCAGACAGUUAUUGAAGUGCAGAGGACAGACUCAAUGACUGCUGAGUAGAACUGUAUCAGCAGCGCCUGUGGCAGGUUGAACUUCCUCAGCUGGUGAAGGAAGUACAACCUCUGCUGGGCCUUUUUCACAAUGGAGUCAAUGUGGGUCUUCCACUUCAGGUCCUGUGAGAUGGUAGUGCCCAGGAACCUGAAUGACUCCACUGCUGCCACAGUGCUGUUCAGAAUGGUGAGGGGGACAGUGUUGGGGUGUUCCUCCUAAAGUCCACAAUGAUCUCCACCGUUUUGAGCGUGUUCAGCUCAAGGUUGUUUUGACUGCUCCAGACAGCCAGCUGUUCAACCUCCCUUCUGUAUGCAGACUCAUUGUCAUCUUGGAUGAGGCCGAUGACAUCUGUAAACGAGUAGUGUAGUAGUGUCAUCUGGAAACUUCAGGAGCUUGACAGAGGGGUCCUUGGCGAUGCAGUCAUUGGUGUAGAGGGAGAAGAAAAGUGGGGAGAGCGCACGUCCCU